Trypanosoma brucei brucei TREU927 is the source of this 474-nucleotide messenger RNA. RefSeq lists its product as hypothetical. Bases 1 to 474 code for a protein of 157 amino acids. NCBI's taxonomy places the organism in Eukaryota, Euglenozoa, Kinetoplastea, Trypanosomatida, Trypanosomatidae. The transcript has a single exon. The record is from RefSeq and is a predicted model, not a curated record.
AUGUGUCGAGUGAAAGGGAAGACACUUUUUCGCUUUGCGCUACUCACGGUACCACAUACUGCGCUGGAAAAACAAAAACGGCGGCCAUUUACACUAAACUACUGCCAUUCUUGCAUUCGCACACUGAACCAGCGACCAUCACGGUCGCAACCAAAUGUCCCGCCAAUUCAACGCCCUACACUGCUAUCUUCAUAUCAAGAACCCACAACGCAGGCGAAAACUGCAACAUGCCCUCCACGUAACAUACGGUUCGACCACUCAGCGAGUGCAAACAAAAAGUGCGAGGCGGGGCAGCAAAGCCAGUGCACCCGAAGUUUUCAUAGCCUCCAAGGAGCAACCAGCGUGAAUGGUAACGAAGGACGGCACACCGUUUGGUCACACCAUGACACUAGCCACAACAGCGAAAUCCAACCGCAAAAGCCCCCAAAAAAGAACAAAGACUUUGCAACCAGUUGGGCAAAUUGCUCGGUGUAA